UGUCAUCUCCCCUCUAGCUAGUGUUCUUGCUACGAGCUGAGUUUGGUCAUGGCAUCAGCAACAACAGUUCUUGCUAUGCCUGGACAUGGAGUAGCACCAUGCAAAUCAAAUGCUAACAACAACUACUACUCCUUCAAACUCCCAUCACCGGCAACACGAAUCGACGGCACCGCCUUCUUCCAACGACGGAUCAUGAACUGGAGGUGCAGGAGCAGCAGUAGUACCGCGAGCAGGGGGGCCAUGGCGGCCGCCGUCGUCAGGCGGGACAAUAAGGACGACGACGAGGAGGAAUGGAUGGCGUACCUGGCUCCGGAGAAGCUGGAGGUGCUGGCUCACCUGGAGCCCUGGGCGGAGGCGCACGUGUUGCCGCUGCUCCGGCCGGCCGAGGCGGCGUGGCAGCCGUCGGACCUGCUCCCGGACCCGGCGGCGCUGGGCGACGACGGCUUCCACGCGGCGUGCCGCGAGCUCCGCGCGCGCGCCGCCGGCGUGCCCGACGCCCACCUGGUGUGCCUCGUCGGCAACAUGAUCACCGAGGAGGCGCUGCCCACGUACCAGAGCGUGCCCAACCGCUUCGAGGGCGUGCGCGACCUCACCGGCGCCGACGGUACCGCCUGGGCGCGCUGGAUCCGUGGCUGGUCCGCCGAGGAGAACCGCCACGGCGACGUGCUCAGCCGCUACCUCUUCCUCUCCGGCCGCGUCGACAUGCGGCAGGUGGACCGCACCGUGCACCGCCUCAUCGCCGCCGGGAUGGCCAUGAAAGCCGCCCGGAGCCCCUACCACGGCUUCAUCUACGUCGCCUUCCAGGAGCGCGCCACCGCCGUGUCCCACAGCAACACGGCGCGCCUCGCCGGCGCGCACGGCGACGACGUGCUCGCCCGCGUCUGCGGCGCCAUCGUGGCCGACGAGAAGCGCCACGAGGCCGCCUACACCCGCAUAGUCGGCAAGCUCUUUGAGGCCGACCCCGACGCCGCCGUGCGCGCGCUGGCGUACAUGAUGCGCCGUCGGAUCACCAUGCCCGCCGCGCUCAUGACCGACGGCCGCGACGCCGACCUCUACGCGCACUACGCCGCCGCCGCGCAGCAGGCUGGGGUGUACACGGCCUCCGACUACCGCGCCAUCCUGGAGCACAUGAUCCGGCAGUGGGGUGUGGAGGAGCUCGCGGCGGGGCUCUCCGGCGAGGGGCGGCGCGCGCGGGACUACGUGUGCGGGCUGCCGCGCAAGAUCCGGAGGAUGGAGGAGAAGGCCCACGACAGGGCGGCGGCCCAGGCGCGGAAGAAGCCCACGCCUGUCCCGUUCAGCUGGAUCUUCGACAGGCCCAUCAGUGUCGUACUGCCAUGAUUCAUCAUUUCAUUCAGUCCUCCUCUCUUUCUAGCUACAAAUAGUAAUAAAGUUGUUCAAAAGUUUACUCCAAAAGGGUCGGAGUUGUCAAUCCAAAGCUUAGAUUGAUGACUCCUUUUGGAGUAAACUAUGCUGUUGUUUGCUUUCAAUAUUUUAGCAGGCGUGUUCUUCUUGAGUGUGUGGGAGUAGUAGUGUGCAUGUGUGUUGUCAUUAUUGUAAUCAGGAUUCAGGAAAGAAAUUAAGUUGUGCUCCUACA
Molecule: messenger RNA, 1594 nt
Organism: Panicum virgatum (switchgrass)
Lineage: Eukaryota; Viridiplantae; Streptophyta; Magnoliopsida; Poales; Poaceae
Product: acyl-[acyl-carrier-protein] desaturase 7, chloroplastic-like
Exons: 2
Coding region: 49-1338 (429 amino acids)
Biological process (GO): fatty acid metabolic process
Cellular component (GO): chloroplast stroma
Molecular function (GO): stearoyl-[ACP] desaturase activity
Source: RefSeq, a predicted model, not a curated record